GCCAAAAAUUCCCGGAUCGCAAAUGUAAACAGAAGAAUCCAAGUUCAAAACAAACAGGGAAGAGUAGACCCUCCCCAAGCAUUUUACUCAUGAUUGGAGAAACCUGACUCCCACCAUGCCGAGUGCCACUGAGGUGCAGAAUGUCCCCCCACGGGAAAAGGGGCAAAGGGGUAUAGACUCCUUUUUUAAGAGCCCAAAAGCAUCUCCUGUAGUCAAGGACAAGAAAGAUCUGUUUUCAUAUUUCAAGAAAGUAAACAGCAGUCCAGACCACUUAAAUGGAACAACUCAAAAGGAGAGCAAAGAAGAGGAAGGAUUGGAAUUGUAUGUUGUCGAGAAGGAAAAGGAGGAUAAUGAAAUAUCUGGAAAUGAGAGUGAAGUUGCCAUAUCAAUUGAUGUGGAGAGUGAAGGAAGUGAUACAGAAAUGGAUGAGCAAACAUCCUCCCAGACAGAUGGGUCAUCCACGGAAAAUUCCACAGAGGAGGGGUCUAGUGCAUCCAUGUCCGAAGAUGAACCAGAGGUGGUAGAGGUAGUAAGGGAGAAAGUCGGCAAGAGCAGUGAAAAAAAUACAGAAGGAUUGAGUUCCGGGAAACAGAACAUCUUUGCAUUCAUGAUGGCUAACAGAAGUAAACAAAAUGAAGUGUUGAAGGAAAUGAGAGAAGAGGAGGAAUCUGUUGAAAAGGACAGUUCAGAAACAUUGCCAAAUAAAAAAGGUGUUAUUAGUAAUAGUGAGGAGGAAGAAUGUGAAGGCAAGAAGAGUAAAAAGUUAAAUGAAUCAAAUGAUACUGUGCAUACUACUGUAGUUGAAAAUGAUAGAAAGAAGAAAAUAAGGAAAGAGAAACGGAACAGGAAAUCUGUCGGUAAAAAUGUGCAAUUGACAGAGACUGAAUCAUCAUCAGAAAGCUGUGAAGAACUUGAAGUAGUCUUCCAGAAAAAUGAUGAUACUUGUGAGAGUGACUCCCACACCCCUGCUGUAGCAACCAAACCCAAACUUAAUAAAGUGUCUGCAUCAUACUCUGGUGGAAAUGCUUUUGCUUUUAUGAUGGCAAAUAGACACAAGCAGGAAAAAGCACUUUCAGAGAAUGAAUCAGGAAAAGGAGAGACCAGUGAGGGUGACAAUAGUGAAAACUCAAAUGCUCCCACAGACAUUACAGAGAAGAAGAAGAACAGAGGAAGGGGUAGAAAGAAAAAGCAAGAGGAUUUAGAUUCAUCACUGGCUGAUUUUGAGGUUUCAGAGAAAGAGGAACCAAAGAAGAUUAGUAAGGUAAGGAAAAUUGUAAGGAAGAAGAAAACAGAUAUUGCAGUUUCUGAGAAAUCAAAUCCUCCAGUUCAGACAUCUGAAGUAAAAACAGAAGAAGGAGUCAGACAACCCAAGAUUCCAACUCAGACAACUGAAACCAAAAUACAAGAAAAGGACACCGUAAAAAUUGCAGAGACUGUCUGUAAAAACAUUUCCGAAGCUACAAGAACUGAUGGGUCAGAAAGGAACACUGAUAACAUUGCAAUGUCAGGUGCAGACCAGAAAUGUCAGACAAGUAUUAAGAAUGAAAAAGAUGCACCUGAAAAGAAAUCUCUUAGUGAGACUGCAGAAUAUGAAGACAACAAUAUUAGGCAAAAGAAUGGUAACAUAAAAGCUCCUAAGGCUAAGAAAGGUAGAGUAGUAGCAGCGAAAAGGAAAAAACAGAAAAUUGAUACUCAAAAUAUAGUAGUAAAAGACAAAUCAGAACAAGGAACAAACAAUAUGGCUGAGAUCCCUGUAGAAAAAAAUGUUACGGCUGAGAUCCCUGUAGAAAAAAAUAUUAAAGCUGAGAUCCCUGUGGAAAAAAAUGUUAUGGCUGAGAUCCCUGUUGAAAAGAAUGCUACAGAAGAAAGACCAAUCAAAUCGGAGAAAAUAAAAAAGGAGAAAGGGGUUAAAAACAAGAAAAAUAUAGCUGCAGUGGAAGUUUCCAGUAUGGAAAAAGAUGAAACUGCAGAAGCUGUGGAACCACCCAGAAAGAGAAGAAGGAAAAAAGUAGACUAUGUAGUAGACUCUGAUGAAGAAGAAGUAGUCAUUAAUCAUCAAACAAACCACAAAGUUAAUCCUGAGAAAACAGGAGACAAAGAGGACACUAUAACUGAUGCUGACACAGAAAAUAGUUCAAAGAAGAGAAACAUAUCAACCUUCUUCAAAAAAAUCUCCAAAGAAGAGAAGGCGGCUGAGAGAAGCAAGAACAUUUUUACAGUCAAGGCUGACGUUCAUGCUCCCUGUGAUGGAAAGCUAGAAUCCAGCCAAGUGGAACAGGCAGCAAAGAGAAAGAAUUUGCAAAGUAAUGAAACUGCUGAGAAAGAGAAUGUCAGUAGCAUCCCCAAAGACAAAAAGAAUGAUAGAAGAAUCAGUAGAAGGAUAAAGAAAAGACAAGAACUUGAGGAGCUAAACAAGAUAGAAUUACUUGAGCAGAUUACGCCAACUAACUCGCCUGUUAAGUUACCAGCACAGAAUUUAAGAGAGAUUAAUAUAACAAGUAACAAUUUAUCAAAGGAAAGUGGGAUGGGCACGAUCACUGAGACAGCAGUAGUGGAGAGUAAAACCUCUGAAACGAAGAAUAACAAUAUUGCAAAGAAAGUAAGAAAUAAGGCAAAUAAGAGAAUAUUACAAGAAGAGGAAAAUGAUUGUGCCAAAAUAGAAGAGAGUAAGAAUGGAGAUGAGGCUAAUAUUCCCCUGCAAGAUCUUCCUUUAAAUGAAGAAAACACAGAAAAGAAGGAACCUGCAAAGAAGUCUAGAAGAAGAUUGUCAAGGAAGGCAGUCAUUGAACCUCCAGUUGUAGUGGAUCAAGCUGAUCUCUCAAAAGAGAAUGAUUUACCUAAGUCGAUAGUAGAAAGUACAGAAAAUCCAUCCUCAAAGGUGGAUACCACAGGGGAUGAGAUCUUUCCUAAAAGUACCAGAGCUACCAGAGCCAGGGGUGUAAACAAAUCAGCGCAAGAUAGUACUGACACUGAUACAAGCAUAGGGUCCAGGAAGAGAUCGCCAAGAACAAGAAAUAACCUGUUAUCGGAUUCCAUGGAGAGUGAGGAUGAUAAGGAGAAUGUUGUUCACUAUACAUCUACACUCAUUCAUAAACCUGGGAAACUGAGCCUGAGAUUGAAGAAAGUUCAACCAUCUUUGAAGACCAAGACCAAAGGAAGAAAAUCUUUAAGCCUAAAGCACAAUAACGUAGCUGAGAGUUGCCCUGUGAAGGCCAAAGCUCGUGAACUUGUUCAAAAGGCUAAACUAGCCAAAAGGAGUCCCAAGGGAAAAGUGAAGAGACUGAGCAUGAGUAGAACCAAAAAGAAAGCUCUGAGCAAUCAUGUUGUGAAGAAGAUAGUUGAACAGAAUGUGGUACAAGUUAAUAUGGUACAAACUGAUAAUGAUGAUGUGGUCCUUAUUGAUGAUGAAGCUUCACCAGUCAAGCCAACAAAAAAGAAAAAGCAGAUGCUUCUCAAGCCUCCAACUGCAUCAACUCCCAAGACAAAACUAGUAAAAAGGAAAGUUAUUAGAAGUAAAAAAGCAAAUCAAAAGGAACCAGAUGAGGUCGAGGUUCUGGAAAGCUCUGCUGGCGAGUCUUCAAGGAGAUCCUCACGGCAAGCAGCAGCAAAUGCAAAGAAAAUGAUAGAAGAGCAGCAGGAAGUUGAAGAAGAAGUAAUAGUUGAGAAGACCAAGAAGGCUGAGAAAGAGAAACCUGUGAAAGAAUCCAAGCUUGCACCAAUAUUUUGUAAGAAGAAGGUUGUAGAACUCUCACCUUCAAAACUGAAAGCUCGACAAGACUUCCUACAGUCCGGUGUACCUGAUCAGAUCAAGAAGCAAGUGUUGAUUGAGAAGAGUCAGGAGGACGAAGUCAGUGAGUGGCCACCAUUCCCAGCUGUCAGUCAUGUCCAACAGAAGAGUGAUACAGAUAGUGUUUGGAGUCUUGUCUCUCCAAAUAUUGAGAAGCUGAGAGAAACAAAUGAAAGGGAUUCCUCAUUAGUGCCACUGGAAACAAAAAUAUAUAGCACUGAUAUGAUGUCUAAAUUAAACAAAGAUAAAUCUAGUACAAAAUUGGGAGUAGGUAAUAAUCCAACACUGGACCUAGCAAGCAUUGUUGCAAUCCUUCUCAGCCUAAAGAAGGAAAACCCCUACUUUCCUGCCUUUUCAGUCUUCAAAUCUUACCUAGACUUGAAGAAGGAUGCUGUAGAUUUGUAUAAAAAAGAAUUAGAAAAGGAAGAAUCCAAGAUUAAGGUAAUAGACCUGGAAGAAGAAGAAGAAGAGGCCAAGAGAGGAAAGCGGAAGAGAAGAAGCAAGGGGUCAGGAGGAAGCAAACGAUCAAGACUAAGUGGAGCAAAAGGGAAAAAGAAGGCAGCCGAGGAAAUGGGUGAAGAUCAAGACACUUCACUUCCCUUGUGGCAGGAGAGAAUUCCACAUGCAUGGACACAAGUUUUCACACCCAAACAUACCAAUCAGGUCAUCGGUAAUACAGGUCAUAUCAGAAAAAUGAAGAUGUGGCUGCAGGAGUGGAAAAGGAAGUCAGAGAUAUAUGCUAAUAAAGAGAAGAAUGGGAAAAAGAAGAAAACAUUUAGAAAAGAUGACGACUUCCUGGUAUCAGAUGAUUCCAGCAGUUUUGGCGAUGACGACUUUGUUAACACAUUUUUGUUGUCUGGACCUCCUGGUAUCGGCAAGACCUCAGCUGUCUAUGCCCUUGCUACCGAGCUUGGUUACAAGGUGCUGGAGGUAAAUGCAUCCUCAAGACGACAGGGAAGACAAGUCAUGACUCAGCUGGCUGAGGCCACGCAAUCUCACUCGGUGUCUAGUAAAACGUCCCAACAGCCUGCCAACACCUUGACAGCCAUGUUUGCUGCUAAGGCAACUAAUACUAAGCCUUCUCCAAAGAAAGUAAACCUCCAUGAAGAAAGCCAGAACUCCAACAAAGAUUUAGAGAGCAAAAAGAAAGUAGCACUUGUCUUGUUUGAAGAUAUUGAUAUUGUUUUUGAAGAAUGGGAUGAAGGUUUUAUCACAACAGUCAAUAAUUUCAUGGCCACUAGCAAGAGACCAAUUAUCUUGACCGUCAGUGACUCAUCACCAAAUGUGCUUGCCAAAAUAAAAGGAAAUUAUGAAAAAUUAGACUUUGCAUCCCCUCCAGAGGACCUUAUAGCACAUCACCUACAAUUGGUCUGCCUUGCAAAUGGCCACCAUAUAUGUUUAAAAGAUGUACAAACUCUUGUUCAUGUCAACAAAGGGGAUGUCCGACAGUCAUUACAUGAUCUUCAGCUUUGGACGAUAUCUGGAUCAUCAUUCCAGACAUGUGAUUGUCUGGAAAAUAGUCAAAAGGAUAAUUCUGAGACAAACAAUGAGGAAAAGCAUAGUAAUUCUUCUAAAAUUGUGAAAGAUUUAAGUCUUGCUGACAUAUUCCCAGAUGCAGAUCAGUUAGACACUUCAAAUGUUGAAUUGUACAAGUCUGGGUUAUGGGGAAAAAGUAAAGGAAGUGCAGCAUUUGAAAGCAAAGCAGUUCUCCAUUGUGAUAGAAGAAAAAUUACUCUGGAAAAACAGCAGGAGUCUGAAGGGAACAUCUGCUGGUCCCAGAUUUCAAGCAACCUCCCCUUACUCCUCCCUCUUCCUCUCACCGAGACAGAGGAGACAAAACCCAAGUAUCCUCUCCAGCCUGACGACCCCCUCCUCAAGACCACUCCUCUGUGGCAGAGACACAGCUGGCUCUCAAUUGAUGAAGAUGAAGAAGAGUCGGAACAGCAGCCUGUGACUGAAGAGAAGAAGGAGAAGGAGGAGGUGGAGGAGGAGAAGGAAGUAAAAGAAAAUGCUCAAAAAAUUCCUCCCAAUAUACAGAAAUCAUCCAGACAGUGUUUAGAGUCGAUGGCCCAUCUUUAUGACACAAUUGCCCAGCUGGAUGUCCUUGAUUCAUCUCAGUUUGAAACUUAUUCUGGAAAGGGGAUAGAGGAACGCGGAUGGUGGACAAGACAGCCCAUGGCAGGCCUUAGUGACGAACAAGAUAACUGUGAUCUUCCCUGGGCAGCUCAUAACUUGACUAAUGAACUCGUCCAGUUCAUAGGCCAGAGAGCUGUGAAAUAUUGUCAUGAAGAAUUAUCAGCUGCACUACCCAAAGAUUCAGUAACAGAGUGGCCGCAGUUGUCUCUCAAGAUCCAUAAUGAUAUGAGGUUACCAAGCCUGAUACCACAUAAGUCCAAAGCCAACAGCCUCAGACAAGAACAUCAACGUAUAGCAGCAUCCAUAACUAAAUGUCUGCCAGCUGUGAACUAUCUUAACAAAAACACAUCCAUGGACCACUUAUCCUGUAUACGAAGCCUCAUUAGAUAUGAUGAGCUUAGUGCUGCAAUAAGUAAAAACAGAAGAGGAAGAAGAUUUUUAAGCAAUGUUGCACACUUAGGCAUUGAUUUAUCAGCUGAGGAAAAAUUAAAAACAGCCAAUGCACUAUUGAGCUAGCUAGACUUGUGAAUCUUUUUACACAUUGUAAUUAUAAUUUUUUUACUGUAGCCAUUUAUUUUCUAUUUAUAAAAUAUCUAUGCAAGUAAAUGAAAGUUUAAAAAUUCAGAUAAAGUUUUAAAUAUUUUAAGAAAUAUUGAGAGGUUAUUUUAGGUACAUAUUCACAUUUGUGUCAUUGCAUCUCAUAUUUUUAUAAUCAUUGUAUCAUUAUUUUAUAAAGUCGUAUCAUGGAAAAUAGUAAAAUUUUAUAAUAUAUAAUCUGAUAGUUUCUUUGCUAAAACCAGUUCUUAUUUAUUAGUAGUCAAAUAAUUUAAUGGUAUGUCACCAAGUGACCUUAUUAGAUAUCUAUUUAAUACCAGUUGAAAAAUCUGGACUGUCCUAUCGUAUAACAACUAUGCAAAAGCCUAAUUUUUUAUACAUGUCAAAUGUAAUCUUUACUGUUUUCAUUUUCAUUUUUCUGCAGCUCAUUCUUCUUUUGUAUCUCAUAUUAACUUCACCUCCCACCAUUCACUAAUCAUAUAUGCCAUUGUUGAUUAGUAAGUCCGUGCCUGCCUCACAGUGCUAAAGUCCGAUACUCGCAUCCCCAAGCAGUUAGGACGGGCAUCUAAUCAGGGCAAAGGUAUCCAUAAUCUGAUUAAAGGAGUCUCCAGGCAUAGACAAGAUCGUUACCAUCUGCAUGUUUAAAUUUCUCUCUCCUUUCCUUUUCAUUUUAUGUUUUUAAUCUUUCACCUGCUACUUGUUUCAAGGUGAGUUCUUGCUAUCAUGUAUCUUUCCCUUUUCUUCUAUCCACUCUUUAUAUAUCUAUAAAUGAUGUUUUUGGUUUCUUUAUCUUGGCUUGAGCAGGAUAUGAAUAUGAUACAACUUUAUUAAUGAUUUAUUUAUAUAUUUAUUUCCAAGAAAUGAAACAUUUGUUUGGAGGUCAGUCUGACUGCUUUUCAUACAAGAUUGACUCUUAACUAGUGUAUUUUGUAGCAGCAGUUUUUGGAAAUCCAUUGCCAAAAGGAUUCGUUAAUUUUGUGGGAUGAAUCAAUAAUCUGUAUUUUCACGCAUUCAGACAUGUCAUAUGUUUUAACAGUGACAGUUUUCAUUAAAUUGUGCAAUAGUUUGUAAGAUAAUUGUAUGAAUGAGUUAAAAAAAUUGUUUUGUUGUGAAUUAUGUAUUUUAGUGUUUGCAGAAAAGUGGCCAUCUUAUGUAUUAACUGUAUUUUAAAGUCUUUUACAUGAAUUUUUAUUUAAGUAAUAUCAGUUUUUACUUUUUUGGUUUAAAUACAUAUAAUAUCUUAGGCCAUGGGAAUGUACAAAUUCUUUUAAUAAACCCGAUU
Messenger RNA from Penaeus vannamei (Pacific white shrimp), 7760 nucleotides. RefSeq names its product enhanced level of genomic instability 1 (gene elg1). Gene Ontology annotation, molecular function: DNA binding; ATP hydrolysis activity; DNA clamp unloader activity. Gene Ontology annotation, cellular component: nucleus. The record is from RefSeq and is a predicted model, not a curated record. Lineage: Eukaryota; Metazoa; Arthropoda; Malacostraca; Decapoda; Penaeidae.